Molecule: messenger RNA, 1493 nt
Organism: Zootoca vivipara (common lizard)
Lineage: Eukaryota; Metazoa; Chordata; Lepidosauria; Squamata; Lacertidae
Source: RefSeq, a predicted model, not a curated record
CUUGGCACACACACACACCCCCACGAUUACGAAAGAGGUGGAGUUUAUCCUCUCCUGUCAGCGUGCCAGCCACAGGAGGCGGCCAGGAAAAGGGCAUUUCCAGGAGUAGCGCCUUUGCCAUCUUGGAGGAAAGGAGCUUUCUCCAGAGCAGGAGAAAGAGGCCGGGCGUCUGCAGCAGGCCCCUGCAGCAGCUGAUUUAUUGUCUCCCCAAGAGGCAAGCAGAGCUGCCACCUUGGAGAUCUCCUUUCCACCUCCUGCCUGGUCCUAAGAAGUGAAGGGAGGCAGUGGGAAAACUCUGCCAGGCCUAGGGACAGAAACCUUGCCCUGUGACCCCGCUCCGUACCUCUUGCUGGGGAUUUUGUGGAAGAGAAUCACACACACAGAGAGAGGACAACUUCUGUUCUCUGCCCAGAGAGUGUGCUUUGGACCAUGGGCAAUGGCAUGAACAAGAUUCUCCCUGGGCUCUUCCUCGGCAACUUCAUAGGAUUCAAGAAUUUGUUAGAUCGAGCCAUUUGUUCUUUCGCUGUCGCCUGGCACUGAAGCGAGGGCUUCGUGCGUAUGCCCGCACAUGAUUUCAGCAUGCGAUUCUACAUAUUCUGGUUUGCCAGGCAGUCAGCAGUUUGAGCAUGCACAUCUAUGCCAAAGACCUGGACCAGCUGAGCAGGCACAAUAUCACCCACAUCGUCUCCAUCCAUGAAUCCGCACAACCAUUUAUUCCGGGAAUCAUCUACCUCCGCAUUGCUCUGCCAGACACACCAGAGGCCAACAUCAAGAAGCACUUCAAAAAAUGCAUCCAUUUCAUCCAUUCCUGUCGCCUGCGUGGAGGGAACUGCCUCGUUCACUGCCUCGCAGGCAUCUCCCGCAGCAGCACCAUCGUCCUCGCGUACGUCAUGGCCGUAACACAGCUGAACUGGCACGAUGCCCUGGAGGCCGUCAAGGCAGCCCGGCCGGUCGCCAACCCCAACCCAGGUUUCCGUCGGCAGCUGGAGGAGUACGGGGGCAGCCGGUCUGUGAAGAAGAUCCACCGGAGACUUGAGCGCAAGUACGGAGCAUCGCCUUUCAGUGACGAAGAGGACAUCAGAGCCCUGCUCCCACCUGGAAAAAGGCACCUGGUCCCCAGGGGAGAUGGGACUCCACAGACCCUGGUGCCAAAGGGCAGAGGAGCCAAGCACACGGACCCCUUUCUGCUGCGGAUGAAGCAGACCUUCUCCUGCCUCCCUGGGUGCUUGAAAUGACCCCUUCUCCAGGAAAGCACAGAAGCUUAGCACAUCGGACUGGUUGGAGUCUAAACCUGGCAAGGGCUGUUCCAUCUCCUGGCAUCACGAAAUGCGCUGGGCUGAGAAACUGGCAGUGCCCACGAGUAGCCACCCAGAUCCAUGUGGUCCCCCCACCUCAGUCCCUUUCACUCACUGAAACGGAGGUAACUGUUAGGAGAGCCAGCCCCAAAGGACUUCUCUGCAGGUUCAGAUGGUAAAAAACGCCAGGCACGAAGG